AUGACGAGAGCAGCAAAUUUUGUUCUGUACUCCGAGACUAGAGCGAGCCAGAGUCGGACACUGCGGACUCUAACAGUGCAGUCUAACACUGCAGAGCCUGACAUUGCAGAGCCUGACUUAGCAGAGCCUAACACUGCAGAGAAUAACAGUGCAGGGCAUCAUACUGAAGGGACUAACACAGCAGAGUCUGACACCACAGAGUACGACACUGCAGAACCUGAUACACCAGAGACUUACACUAUAGAGCCUAAUACUGCAGAGACUGACAUUGCAGAGCCUAACACUGCAGAGCAUGAUACUAGCCUGACACUGCUGAGCCUAAACACUACAGAAUCUGAUACUGCGGAGCCUGACAUUGCAGAGCCUGACACUGCAAAGCCUAACACUGCAGAGCCUGAUACUGCAGAGCCUGAUACUGUAGAACUUAAUACUGCAGAGUCUGACACUGUAGAGCCUAACACUGCAGAGCCUGAUACUGCAGAGAAUAACACUACAGAGCCUGACACUGCAGAACCUGACACUGCAAAGCCUGACAUUGCAGAGCCUGAUACUACAGUCACUAACACUGCAGAGCCCGACACUGCAAAGCCUAACACUGCACAGCCUGACACUGCAGAACCUGAUACUGCAAAGCCAAACACCUCUAACACUGUAGAACUUGAUACUACAGAGCCUGACAUUGUAGAGCCUGACACUGCAGAGCCUGACACUGCAGAGCUUAAUACUACAGAGCCUGACACUGCAGAGCCUGACACUGCAGAGCCUAAUACUGCAGAGCCUGACACUGCAGAGCUUAAUACUGCAGAGCCUGACACUGCAGAGCCUGACACUGCAGAGCCUGACACUGCAGAGCUUAAUACUGCAGAGCCUGACACUGCAGAGCUUAAUACUGCAGAGCCUGACACUGCAGAGCCUGACACUGCAGAGCUUAAUACUGCAGAGCCUGAUACUGCAGAGCCUAACACUGCAGAGCCUGACACUGCAGAGCCUAACACUGCAGAGCCUGACACUGCAGAGCCUAACACUGCAGAGCCUGAUAAAGCAGAACCUAACACCGCAGAACCUGACACCACAGAGGUUAUCACUACAGAGCCCAACACUGCAGAGCUUAAUACUGCGGAGCUUGUUACUGCAGAGCCUGACACUGCAGAGCCUGACACUGCAGAGCCAAACACUGCAGAGGCUGACACUGCAGAGCCAAACACUGCAGAGGCUGACACUGCAGAGCCUAACACCGCAGAACCUGACACCACAGAGCUUAUCACUACAGAGCCUAACACUGCAGAGCUUAAUACUGCGGAGCUUGUUACUGUAGAGCCAAACACCGCAGAGCCUGACAAAACAGAGUCUAACACUAAAGAGCCCAACAUUGCAGAGCCUAAUACUGCAGAGACUAACACCGCAGAACAUGACACAGCAGAGACUGACACUGCAGAGCCAAACACUACAGAGCCUGACACUGCAGAGCCUGAUACUGUAGAACCUGAUACUACAAAGGCUGACACUACAGACCCUGACACUGCAGAGCCUGAUACUGUAGAACCUGAUACUACAAAGGCUGACACUACAGACCCUGACACUUCAAAGCCUAACACUGCAGAGUCUGACACUGUAAAGCCUGAAACUGCAGAGCCUGAAACUGCAGAACCUGAUGCUAUAGAGCCUGACAUUGCAGUGCCAGACACUGCUGAGCCUAACACUGCAGAGCCUGACACUGCAGACCCUAACACUGCAGAGCCUGAUACUACAGAGCCUUAA
This is a messenger RNA of Scylla paramamosain (green mud crab), 1758 nucleotides long. RefSeq names its product mucin-2-like. The record is from RefSeq and is a predicted model, not a curated record. The transcript has 5 exons. Bases 1 to 1758 code for a protein of 585 amino acids. Lineage: Eukaryota; Metazoa; Arthropoda; Malacostraca; Decapoda; Portunidae.